GACGAUAGUGUCACGGGCAAGGUCAAUAACGUCUCACAUACAUGAACAUAUCUCAAACAUUUCCAUUCUGCUCUAUACGAUUUCAAAAUGGUGGCCGUUAAAAUUCUGUUAGGAAUCUUUCUCAUUGUCCUAACCACGGUUCGUACAUGUAAUGGCUCCCUUUUAAAUAGUGAAUUAACUGACAGGAUAGAUAAGCUUGAAGCUCUGUAUGGCAACUAUGAGAAACUGAUCAUUGAAAGCAGCGAGGGACUACAACGACUGCUUACCAAAGCCAGAGCUAAGGCUAAGACCCAGUCUGUGGAACCCAAUGAAAAAUCCCUGGAGGAACCGGAAGUCGGCACCGAAAACCAACCGGAAAUCGAUAUAUACAGACGACAGAUACUCUCAACCCCAGCUGCGGCCACUACUACCCGUCCGUCAGAGCCAAUGGUUUUCCAUGCGAUUCUGUCCAACUCGUACAGUGUAAUGAGCCCUAAACAGACCAUCGUUUAUAACACUGUGAUCACCAACAUCGGAAACGCUUAUGAUUCCAACUUCGGCGUCUUCAAGGCCCGAUUCCCUGGCCUCUACGAGUUCGUUGCAACUGUUUCCGCUCACACCGGUUACUAUGUCGACGUGGAAAUGGUUCUCAACAACCGGAUGUUAUGUAGAGCGCAUGCCGGAUCUCCUAACAUGGAUAUCGGCAUGUGUGUUUCAAUGGUUCAUCUUAAUACCGGUGAUGACGUAUUCAUACGCCACUACAGCGGUAGAGGAACAUACAUAUAUGGAGGCUAUAGUUACCCGUCGUUUUCUGGACAUUUGAUAGCAAGAGAUUAACUGUAUUUACUUCAAAUAAACAGCUUCAAUUAUG
Messenger RNA from Pecten maximus, 850 nucleotides. Its product is annotated as C1q-related factor-like. Bases 88 to 816 code for a protein of 242 amino acids. Lineage: Eukaryota; Metazoa; Mollusca; Bivalvia; Pectinida; Pectinidae. The transcript has 2 exons. The record is from RefSeq and is a predicted model, not a curated record. Gene Ontology annotation, molecular function: protein binding.